Molecule: messenger RNA, 1378 nt
Organism: Pyrgilauda ruficollis (rufous-necked snowfinch)
Lineage: Eukaryota; Metazoa; Chordata; Aves; Passeriformes; Passeridae
Source: the annotation of a RefSeq genome assembly
AUGCUAAAAAUCAUUGUCCCAACUGCUAUACUAUUACCCCUAACCUUCCUCUCUCCAUGCAAGCACCUUUGAACUAACACUACCCUUUAUAGCCUGCUAAUCGCCUCAGUCAGCCUUCAAUGACUUGUACCUACAUACUACCCAAGCAAAAGCCUGACCCCCUGAACCUCCAUCGAUCAAAUCUCCUCCCCCCUACUAGUCCUUUCCUGCUGGCUCCUCCCUCUCAUAAUUAUGGCAAGCCAAAACCAUCUAGAACCAGAACCUGCCAUCCGCAAACGAAUCUUUGCCACAACAAUCAUCCUAGCCCAACUAUCCAUCCUGUUAGCCUUCUCAGCUUCAGAGCUGAUACUAUUCUACAUUGCAUUUGAAGCCACCCUAAUCCCCACUCUCAUCCUUAUCACCCGAUGAGGCAGCCAACCAGAACGCUUAAAUGCUGGUAUCUACCUCCUAUUUUACACUCUUGCCAGCUCACUACCACUAUUAAUUGCCAUCCUCCACCUACAAAACCAAAUUGGCACAUUAUACCUCCCAAUACUUAAACUCUCACACCCCCCACUAAACACCUCUUGAUCAGGACUAAUCGCAGGCCUAGCUCUACUACUAGCCUUCAUGGUCAAAGCCCCACUAUACGGCUUACACCUAUGACUACCCAAAGCCCACGUAGAAGCCCCCAUCGCCGGCUCCAUACUACUAGCUGCCCUACUACUGAAACUAGGUGGAUACGGAAUCAUACGAAUCACUAUCCUAGUAAACCCAACACUAAACAACCUCCACUACCCCUUUAUUACCCUCGCCUUAUGAGGGGCAUUAAUGACCAGCGCCAUUUGCCUACGACAGAUCGACCUAAAGUCAUUAAUCGCCUACUCAUCUGUCAGCCACAUAGGCCUAGUAGUAGCCGCAACCAUAAUUCAAACUCAAUGAGCAUUCUCAGGAGCAAUAAUUCUAAUAAUCUCACACGGCCUAACAUCAUCAAUACUAUUCUGCCUAGCCAACACCAACUACGAACGCACUCACAGCCGAAUCCUUCUACUCACACGAGGACUCCAACCUAUGCUUCCCCUAAUAGCCAUCUGAUGACUUCUAGCCAACCUCACAAACAUAGCUCUCCCCCCAACAACAAACCUCAUGGCAGAACUAACCAUCGUAGUCGCACUCUUCAACUGAUCUGCCUUCACACUCAUCCUGACCGGCACUGCGAUCUUACUUACCGCCUCAUACACACUUUACAUACUUAUAAUAACACAACGAGGCCCACUCCCAUCCCAUAUUACAUCAAUUCAAAAUUCCUCCACACGAGAACACCUCCUCAUAGCCCUCCAUACAAUCCCAAUAUUCCUGCUUAUCCUCAAGCCCGAACUAAUCUCAGGCAUCCCUAUAU